AUGCAUGGGCCUAAAGUCCUUCCGGCAUGGAUCAACCAUCAAGGAUCAGGCACGAUCAACAAGAAUCAAUGCUUCCUGCAGAUCAUUCCGACGACAGGUUGCAAUACCACCGAUUUUGACUGCCUCUGUGCCCACCCCACAUUUGGUGAUGAGUCCAUCGCCUGCUUCACAGGCGAGUGCAGCGUGAAAGACACGUUGAGAGCCACCAAUGCCUCCACAGUCCUCUGCGAAUGGCCGAUUCGCGACCAGAGCGACACACCUAAGAUCACCAUCAUCGUCCUUACUAGUCUUGCACUGCUAUGUGUUCUCAUACGAGUUGUCGCGCGCAACCCGUUCAGAGGCGAGCUAUUUGGUUGGGACGACGGCCUUAUCGUCAUGUCGAUGCUGCUGUUGCUGCCUAUGUUGCCAACACAGCUCCUGCUUGUUGACAACGGUAUCGGGACGGACGUGUGGACUGUAUCGCUCAAUCGCAUAACACAGUUCUUGAAGCUCUUCUACCUUGGCGAGAUCUGGUACAUGUUUGGUGUGAGCAUGGUGAAGCUUUCCAUCUUGUUCUUCUAUCUUCGAGUCUUCCCCCGGACUCGGUUCACAGUGGUUGUGAAGACCACUAUGUGGAUCAUUGGAGGGUACAGCUUCGCAUUCCUGAUGGUCAUCCUAUUCCAAUGCUGGCCGUUAUCAUUUAUCUGGACAAGAUGGGAUGGGGAGCACGAAGGCAAAUGCGUACCCAUGUCGCUACUUUGGGUUCAUGCGGGGCUCAAUGUCGCUGGAGAUCUUUGGGUGCUGUUCCUACCGUUGCCAAAGCUGUUCAAGCUGCAAAUGAACUACUCCUGGAGAAAGAAAGCCCGAGUAGUGGCUAUGUUCUCGACGGGCGUGUUCGUCACUUUCACCAGCAUCAUGCGGAUGCGUACUCUCAGCAUCAUGAGUUAUACUCGUCCGAACUUCACCUGGGACUGGUCAGACUGUAUGUUAUGGUCUGGAAUUGAAGCGAACACUGGGAUUAUCUGCGCGUGCAUGCCCGCAGUGCGCGCCUUUUUCAUACAGAAGCUUCCAGAUUGGCUGCAGAGUACUCAAGGGACCAAUGCAGGCACUUAUGGCCACAACAGUGCAAUGCGAGCUGGCGCUCCUUCCAGGGCAGGUCAACCUGCAACAUCAACCACGGCCGGCACCGGAAGCAAGAGAGAAGACUUUGUGCAGUUGACUCAGUUUCAAAGCAAUGGGACUGGGAGUGAAGAGAACUUGACCCCCGUUGAACCAACAGCAGUUCCAGGGAUACGCGCGAAGCAUGAGGUCAGAAUCUGGGGCGGUCAACGGUCGAGGAAGCGGCAGUCGUGGCCGACGCCUCCAGAAAGGUGA
This is a messenger RNA of Cyphellophora attinorum, 1353 nucleotides long. RefSeq lists its product as uncharacterized. The coding region runs from base 1 to 1353 and encodes 450 amino acids. The transcript has 3 exons. Lineage: Eukaryota; Fungi; Ascomycota; Eurotiomycetes; Chaetothyriales; Cyphellophoraceae. The record is from RefSeq and is a predicted model, not a curated record.